This is a messenger RNA of Protopolystoma xenopodis, 264 nucleotides long. NCBI's taxonomy places the organism in Eukaryota, Metazoa, Platyhelminthes, Monogenea, Polystomatidea, Polystomatidae. The record is from the annotation of a GenBank genome assembly.
AUGGUACUACGAAUGGCGAGACUAACUGACGAUGCCGACUACGAUGCCGGUGAAACGUCCGGGAAAGUACCACGUCCACGGUACUACUCUGGAAAUGAUCAUGCAUACAAUGGACUUCGGACUAGGUGCGUUCCGCUAAGUCUUCCUACCAAUAUGAUCAAGUUGCGAAAACAAGGUCAAACAACUUCUAAACAACGAAAUGAGACUGCGGCCAUACAAAAGGCCACAGCAUCCUGGUGUUCAUAUAAUGAAUUGCCUAAUUGA